Molecule: messenger RNA, 882 nt
Organism: Perkinsus marinus ATCC 50983
Lineage: Eukaryota; Perkinsozoa; Perkinsida; Perkinsidae
Exons: 8
Coding region: 1-882 (293 amino acids)
Biological process (GO): transcription by RNA polymerase III
Cellular component (GO): RNA polymerase III complex
Source: RefSeq, a predicted model, not a curated record
AUGCCGUUCGGAGGCAAGGGUAAAGGGAAGGGACGUGGAGGAGGGCCGCGCUUUGGAGGAGAAAGGAGGGGUCCUCUAGCAGCGCCUCCUCCGCCUUAUCCUUCUACGUAUGAGGUUUCCGAGUUUCAGGGCCUAACACCGGAGGACGAGAUGCUCGUCAGCUACCAACGAGACCUUGUCAACUACUGGAUCCAAAUCUCAACGUCGGAACGCUCAGUGUGCUUCACUUCCUCUGGGGCGGUACAGGCCUCGAAACGGCGGAAGUUGAGCCAACCUGGUUGGCGAGAGACGGGGAAAGAAUCGGGAGAGUCCCUUUGGAAGCAGCUUGUUGCGGAAGUCGGCUCAGCGGACUACUUCCCACUGGAGCUCCAAACCGACACUCUCGCGACUUUCCGGUCCAAGGAAGCUAAUGAACGACGGAAAAACCGGAAGAGUUUACUCAAGCGACUGGAACAGGCUGGAGGGGAUGGUGAUGAUGAUGGCGGCGAGUCUGAUAAUGAUGACAACGAGGCGAUGGAGGAGUACGCUGAAGUCACCGACAAUGAGAGCUUCGGAGGAGAUGACUAUGAGAUAACAGCGGACUACUUCCCACUGGAGCUCCAAACCGACACUCUCGCGACUUUCCGGUCCAAGGAAGCUAAUGAACGACGGAAAAACCGGAAGAGUCUACUGAAGCGACUGGAACAGGCUGGAGGGGAUGGUGAUGAUGAUGGUGGCGAGUCUGAUAAUGAUGACAACGAGGCGAUGGAGGAGUACGCUGAAGUCACCGACAAUGAGAGCUUUGGAGGAGAUGACUAUGAGAUAACAGGUGAGUUCGAGGAUGAGGGUGCUCGAGGAGGAGAUGAAGAUGAUGAUGACGGAGGAGCAGCUGAUUAUUUCUAG